AGCAAUCAGCGCCCCCGACGCCCCUCCCGGUGUUGCUGGUUCUGGCGCGGCUGCCGCAGCUGCCACCACAGGGCGGCCAAUUGGCGGCUGGAUGUUAGAGCCUCUGGGCGGGGGCAGUGUGACGUCAUCCGGAGGUUGGGGCCAUGCGCCCGCGCCGCCUCCCUUCCCUGGUCCGCCUGCUGCGCCUCAUCUGCACCACCACCAACAACAACAGGAGCAGCAGCAAGAACAACACCAGCGACAGCGAGGAGGAGAGGAAACUCAAGAGGAGGAGGAGGAGGAGGAAGAGGAAGGAGAACAUGAGCGGGGACCGCAAGUGCACCGGCUGCAUCAGCUGCUGCGUCCCAAGGAUGACGGAGUACCACCACCGCCAACGCCGCCGUCGCCACAACAAGAAAGCCUUGUUAGCGGAAGAGACGGUUGGCGGAUGCAGUCGGCGGUGCCUGAGUCCAUCUUCUUCGGUUUGGCGGCCAGCAGCGUUACGGUGCUGGUGUUGCUGCUGCUGCUGCUGGCCGCUGCUGCGCCCUCCCUGGAGGGGGCAGUGGACCCGAGCAAUGAAACACUAGGGCAGGAUGUCGUAGCACAAGUUGUGUACGACACCCUUAAAUCCGUGUACGGCACAGGCCACGGCGCUCCCAACCUCAUCGCUGUCGUCACCAUUGGCACGUACGGCACCGGGCUGGUCUGCUGUGCGGGCCUCAGUCGCAAACUCUGGGCCAUGGCCUCCGACGGUUUCCUGCCCGCCUGGAUCGGGGUCAUCGGUGCAACG
This is a messenger RNA of Astrephomene gubernaculifera, 769 nucleotides long. NCBI's taxonomy places the organism in Eukaryota, Viridiplantae, Chlorophyta, Chlorophyceae, Chlamydomonadales, Astrephomenaceae. The record is from the annotation of a GenBank genome assembly.